Limulus polyphemus (Atlantic horseshoe crab) is the source of this 415-nucleotide messenger RNA. RefSeq names its product 60S ribosomal protein L44-like (gene RpL36A). Lineage: Eukaryota; Metazoa; Arthropoda; Merostomata; Xiphosura; Limulidae. The record is from RefSeq and is a predicted model, not a curated record. Gene Ontology annotation, biological process: translation. The transcript has 5 exons. Gene Ontology annotation, molecular function: structural constituent of ribosome. Gene Ontology annotation, cellular component: ribosome; cytosolic large ribosomal subunit. Bases 49 to 366 code for a protein of 105 amino acids.
UGGUGCCACAAUGAAACAUUCUUUUCUUUUCCGUGUUAAGGAAGGAAGAUGGUGAAUGUACCAAAAACCAGGCGUACUUUUUGUAAGGGCAAGUGCAAAAAGCAUACUGUCCAUAAAGUAACCCAAUACAAAAAGGGAAAGGAUUCAAUCUAUGCACAAGGUAAACGUCGUUAUGACAGGAAACAGCAGGGUUAUGGUGGACAGACAAAGCCUAUUUUUAGAAAAAAGGCAAAAACAACAAAAAAAAUUGUGCUACGAAUGGAAUGUUCAGAGUGCAAGUGCAGGAAACAGCUUCCAAUCAAGAGAUGUAAGCACUUUGAGAUAGGUGGUGAUAAGAAGAGAAAGGGCCAGAUGAUCCAGUUUUAAGAUGACAUCUUCCCAAUAUUGUUUUGUCUAAUAAAUAUUCUGAGUAACA